Messenger RNA from Lytechinus pictus (painted urchin), 2590 nucleotides. Its product is annotated as protein D3-like. NCBI's taxonomy places the organism in Eukaryota, Metazoa, Echinodermata, Echinoidea, Temnopleuroida, Toxopneustidae. The record is from RefSeq and is a predicted model, not a curated record. The transcript is spliced from 4 exons. Bases 211 to 780 code for a protein of 189 amino acids.
GAUAUCAUGGUCAUGGAUAUACAUAGAAAAGGACGUGAUGUACAUUUAGGAAGAGCGAGACUGAUUCGUGUAUGUAGCAGUACUUUUGAGGACAAUUAAGAUCAUCAUUUUAAACGUUGUGCGUUUCAGUAAGAUAAACGUCGGAUUUGCAACUUCUUUCCAUUAUUUUUCAACCUCUGGAAAUAUACUUAUUUCAUCAGCUAAUCACAAAUGGCAUCGCCAAAGUGGGCGGAGUUAGGUCUGAUACCGGAUGUGAUUGACGUGGCCCCGCCCCUCAGAGCCGAGGUCGUCUACCAAUCAGGUGUGUCAUGUGACUUUGGGAACGAGCUUACACCAACCCAGGUAAAGGACAUGCCUAUUAUCACCUUCCCAUCUGAAGAGGGCGCCCUGUAUACUAUCAUCAUGAUAGACUGGGAUGCACCAGAGGCGGUGAGAGCGAUACACCACUUUAUGAUGGUAGACGUGUCAAACGGGGACUCUAAGACUGGCACUGUUCGUUCUGAGUACAUCGGAUCAGGUGCUCCCGAAGGAACAGGCUUGCAUCGAUAUUGCUUCUUUGUCUUCAAACAACCGCCAGGAUUCAAACCUGACGGGCCAUAUCUUCCAAGAAGUCGAGAGAGAAGGAAAAAGUUCUGCUUGAAGCGGUAUGCUGCUGAGAAUGACCUGGGUGACCCGGUUGCAGGGAACUUCUUCCAAGCUCAGUACGAUGACUAUGUCCCCACGCAGACGGCAGAAUUGAAUGCGGCAACAAAAACUAAGAAUUUAGAUUUUUAUCAAUAGAGAUUUUACGUAACUCUAUUGGAGCGGCACUCCAGGUUGGGCGCGUGGUACCACCCCGCUUACCACCCCUGAACUUUCAAGUAGUAAGAAAAAGAGGGGGGGGGGGGGUUAAAAAAAGAUAUGGUAGAAGAAAAUGGAAAAAUGAAGAAGGAAAGGUAUUAAAAUAAGUGGACGAUGUAAACAAACAAAAGGUGCAUCAAUGAUCAAGGGACAUCAUACUCAGUAUAUAGCGCCUUUGUAUGGCUUCGUCUUUGACCCUCUACGAUCCCUGAUACGACCCCUCUACGACCCAUCUACGAUCCAUGAAGGAAUAGUACGAUGACUGAUUAUACAGUGAAUGCAAAAAUCGUAACCACCUACAAUACCAUAAAAACAUCGUAGACUAUACUCCAUUGUAUGGUAUUCGUAGCAAAUGUAAACGGGUCAUUAAGCAUGACUUUACAUUUGUGAAAUAGCAGAUUUAUCAGGAUAUGCAUAUUAGGAUAAGCCAAACAGCAGUAGAGUAAUUUCUGUUAAGAUUAAACUAAGAAACAAUUUUUUCAUUGCUUUUGAUAGCAUCAAAAUGCAUUAGGAAUAGUCCAUGAUAAAAUUAAGUUCAUCUUAGUUCAAAAUUACGUAUGUUUAUGAAUUAGAUUUCAAAGACAGUUGUUGAUUAUUAUUUGGAGUAUUAAUUCAUUUCUUUAAGUCAGAUCCCUGUUACCAUUCCAGGUCGAACCUUCCAUUUUAAAGCAUUUCUUUUUGUUUUAGAUUGAUAAUCGAUUAUAAAGACAACUGCUGAGAUUUUAACCUGAUGUUAAGUCAUGAUUUUUUUUAAGAAAAAUAAAUAAUUAAAUAUCUGAUAGUAUUUUUUGAUAAUAUAAAGAGUACGCCUUGUUAGUUUAGAUCAAGAGUAUCAUGUAGUGAAACUGAAAUCAUGCAAUAGUUUUGAAUAUAUCCAGUCAGUUUAUUUCAUUGAAUCGAAAUUACCUGUAUGAAUUUGAAACACACAGGGAUCCUUGGUUUUCAAUUGGAGGUCAUUUCGUCCGCGGCAAAUUUGAUAAGAAAAAAAAAGAUCAUCACUUCUGUAUGAAACACAUAUUCCCAAUAAAAGUAUUUGCUGUGACUCUCAAAAGGGAGCACACUUGUGUAGGAACAGCAUAUUUACAUUAGAAAUUUUGGUCAUGGAUCUCAAAAGACCGGAUGUGCUCCCGGAUCCGCUACUGAUAAUUACCUAUAACUUUCUUGAAAUUUUGAUAUUUUAACACUUUCAUUUUUCACCUUGUACAUGUAUGUGUUACAGUGGCGUACCUAGGAUUUUCCACAGGGAGGGGGGGGGGCAAAAUAGUCCGCCAAAAAAAUUGACAAGCCCCCCCCCCCCAAAAAAAAAGGUCUUCAACUUCAAUGAAGGGGGCCACUGUUGGCUCGUCUCGCAGGGGGGGGGGGGGGGGCAAUACGUCCCUUGCAUGGGUUGUGACUCGUCAGGGGGGGGGGGUGGCAGUCUGUCUCCCCCAUAGGUACGCUAGUGAUGUGUUAGAUGCAUUUCUGUGAAAGUCUGUUUAAAACUUUUCUGAAGCUCUAAAUAAGAUCUUGCAUGCAAAAUCAGCUCCAAAUUUUGUAGUGAGUAUAUGAAAAUUAUAUUCAUGUCAUGUUUAAUUUUAUGCAGAUUCUGAUACACAAUGACAGUGUGAAAUUAAAAAGGGAUAAGCAAUGGCAUAAUAUCUGCAGUUCAUUGGUUUGUGUUGUUGUUGAAAAUUAUCGUUUUACAUGUAUGUAAUUAUCUCAAUUUAUAUUGUUUUUAAAAUAAAUGGUAUAAUUGUAUAUAUCAUAAUGU